GAUAAAUUCUGAGAAAAUGGAGCAAAGCCAAGAAGAUUCCCUUCCCAUAAUUCCUAAAUCAAUAUGGGAGGAAGACCCAUCUCUUCGUGGAAAAUCAGUGAUUAACACUCGUUGGAUGAGCCUGAACGACAAAAGGAAGCCUUGAAAUUACUGCCUUAAUCCAAAUCUAGAAGAGAAUCACUUCUAUAGAUGGGGGUUCUAUUCAAGCAAGAUGAGGACAGAUGACUACGAGAAGCUACUAGACCUAGGCUUUGAACGGUCAGGGACCUGGCUGUUCAGACCAGACCCAAUAACCUCUUGUUGCCCUCUUUACAUCCCAAGACUUGAUAGUACAGAGUUCAAGCUCUCAAAUCAGCAAAAGAAGCAUAUGAAGAGGUUCAAUCAGUACAUAAACGGUGACCGAGAGUUUAAGGCUACCAUGGAACCCAUUGUUCUCAAAGAUCUAGAAGAGAUCAAGAAAGAGCAAAAGAAGAAAAACUACGAAUCUUUCUUGGAUAAUUUAAAGAAUGAACGAAAAGAACUCAGAGAGCUCUUAUUUGACUGUAUUUUGAAUAAGGGAACGUUCAUCGACGAAGGGCUUACUAACGAGAAAUAAAGAAGAGAUCAAAAAUCUCACGAUCAUCGAAGAUAUUGAAAUUCCAGAUAGCUUAAGCAACAGAGCUCAUUAUUCUUGAGAUGUAGUUGAUGUCAUUCUUGAAGAGUCACAGAAUCCUGAAAAAGAAGUUUUUAGGCCUAUUUUGAUUCAAGCUUGAAAGGAACUUUGCUCUGUAAACAUCAAUUUAAGAAUGAAAUUCAGUAUCAUAAACUCAGAUGAGUCUCUGAUAUUCCAGUCUAACAAAUUUCUUAGUAUCAAAAAUGCUCAGGAAAGUAUUGUAAACUCUGAAGAGCAGCCGAAGAUGAACAAAUACUACGAAAUCGGCUAUAUAGAAACAGGCGAGGAAGAAAAGAUCGCUCUUGAGGCAUCUAAUUCCAGACCAUAUACUGACUUCUUUGAAGAAUUUGUACCAAACACCAAAAAGGAAUCCGAGAGGGCACACAAAUACACUGUAUCUUUACAUAAAGCAAUCUGAUACAAAGAGAAUUUGGAAUUAUUCAGAAAAUUUGAUCUUAUCAGGUUUGGAAAGGAAAGAGUUAAAGGAGAUUUUGACACCUUCUUAACAAACAGCUGCUUGUAUGACCCUCGAGACCCACAUUUCUCGAAUACCACAACUUAUUUGGGGGAGGACAAGCCUGAUGAGAAUAGAGCAUUUAAAGAUGAAGGAGUAUACCCAGAAUUUUACGGCUCUUAUCAUAUUCAUCAUAGGAUUGAUGGGAAGUUAAUAGCCAUUAAUGUCUGGGACAUAACUGAAAAUACUCUGAGCUCUGUAUACACUUUCUACGACCCUGAAUAUAGCUUCCUAUCUCUUGGUCAUGUAACAGCAGUCAGAGAAAUGGAAUACAUGAUGAAAAUUAGAAAUGAAUACAACCCCAAUAUGAGGUUUUACUAUAUGGGCGAAUAUGUUUGGAAUAGCUCUAAAUAGCAAGUAUAAAGGCCAUAUGCAUCCUCAGAAUCUCUUAUGAUCAAUUACACAGACUUUCGUUCCUCUAACUCCAGAGAUAAUUAAACAAAUAGCUGAAGGGAAAGAUCAUCAUUUAAACAAAGAUGCAGAGCCAUUAGUUCACGAAGAAAAUGAAGAAUUACAUAAUUUCCUUACAAACUUCAAGGUCAUACUCGAUAAGGAAAAAUUCUUGAAAAUUCAGAACAUGAGGGAAGAUUUUCAGGAAACAUUCAUCACCCAAAUGAAAGCAUUACACAAAUUCAUGGGAGAUCUCCUAUUCGAAAGAUUUAUUUUUGAGUAUUUGUAG
Molecule: messenger RNA, 1845 nt
Organism: Moneuplotes crassus
Lineage: Eukaryota; Ciliophora; Spirotrichea; Euplotida; Euplotidae
Source: the annotation of a GenBank genome assembly